AUGGGCUGCCAGGAAGUGCACGCCGUGACCCUGCUGGCCUUUGUCUGCGGCACGGCCUCCAUCUCGGGGCUGUUCGCUGCCACCCUGCUACCCCAGUGGCGGCAGAUGAGACUAUACACCUAUAAUCGCAAUGAGAAGAACUUGACAGUCAGCAUUGGACUCUGGGUGAAGUGCACACGGCAGGAGUGGAGCAGAGAAUGCAUGAUGUAUGACACCGAGUGGUACGCCAGCGUGGACCAGCUGGACAUCCGUGUUCUACAGUUUGCUCUUCCCUUUAGCAUCCUGACCGCUGGCUCCGCCCUCAUCUUGUGCCUAACCGGAAUAUGCAACACCACCUUCACCUCCAAUGUGCCGAACCUAAAAAUUGCCAAGUGUCUCAUCAACAGCGCUGGUUGCCAUCUUGUGGCAGGCUUGCUGUAUAUCCUAGCUGGUGUCAUUAGCCUGACUCCUUCUAUCUGGUCCAUAUUUUACACCAAUGUGUUAAACAGAAAAUACGGGUCUCUGUUCACCUAUGACAUUGCAGUGUUUGUUGCCAUAGGCAGCUCUGGCGGGAUGUUCCUCACUGCCCUGUUACUGUUUUUGUGGUACUGUGCCUGCAAGUCCUUGCCAUCGCCAUUUUGGCAGCCAUUGUAUUCCCAUGUACCCAGCAUGCACAGCUACGUUGCGCCCUCGUACUCGGCAAGGUCCCGUAUGUCGGCCAUAGAGAUAGACAUUCCUGUGGUUACUCACACUACAUAG
This is a messenger RNA of Staurois parvus, 738 nucleotides long. Lineage: Eukaryota; Metazoa; Chordata; Amphibia; Anura; Ranidae. The record is from the annotation of a GenBank genome assembly.